AGCUUCCUGCCUGGCGCAAUCGUGCGCGUCAAGCUGCUCCACUUCGUCACGUACGACGCAGUCGAGUUCCGCCCCGGCCCGUACCUCAACAUGGUCAUCGGGCCGAACGGCACGGGAAAGUCGACGGUCGUGUGCGCCAUUGCGCUGGGCCUCGGCUGGAAGCCGGCUGUGCUGGGCCGCGCCAAGGACGUGGCGGCCUACGUGAAGCAGGGCUACGACGACGGCUCCAUCGAGAUCGAGCUGAAGGGCCCGAAGGGCAAGAGCAACCUGAUCAUCAAACGCUUCAUCAGCAAGCGCGACAACAAGUCCGACUGGCAGCUCAACGGCAAGAAGAGCACGCAGAAGGACGUCACCGCCAAGGUCGCCGAGCUCAACAUUCAGAUCGAGAAUCUCUGCUCGUUCCUGCCGCAGGACAAGGUCGCCGACUUCGCGCGCAUGGCACCGCCGGAGCUGCUCAAGGAGACGCAGCGCGCCGCCGGCGAGGAGCGCCUCAGCGAGUGGCAUGCUAAGCUGAUUGAGCUCGGGAAGGGCGACCGCGAGCUGUCGGAGAGCCUCGACAAGGAGAAGAGCGAGAUGCAGAACCUGCAGGAGCGCAACGACGUGCUGCAGCGCGACGUGCGCAGGUACGAGGAGCGUCGAAAGAUUGAGGAUGCCAUCGAGAAUCUCAAGGUGGCCAUCCCCUUCGCCAAGUACGCCGAGAUCAAGGCCCGCUACGACGAAUGCAAGAAGGACCGCGACGCCCGCAAGAAGGAGCUGCUCGAGCUGCGCAAGGAGCAGGAGCCGACGGAGACCAUCCUGGAGGAGCUCACGGACUACAAGGAGAAGAUCGAGCUGCGCCGCAAGGCCGUCGAGAAGUCGAUCGAGAAGGACGUGCGCGCGCUGACCAAGCGCCAGGAGUCCAUUGACGUGCUGGUGAGCGAAGGCAAGAUGUCCGACACGACAGAGAAGCUCGACACUGUCAAGCGCCGCGAGCUCGAGCGCACGCGCCACAUGAAGACGCUUCAGGACUCUAUCCGCGAUCUGCAGGCAGGCCUCGGCGACGAGUCGCCGCGUCAGGAGACUGCUGCGCUCGACCGCUCGCUGCGUGAGGUCAAGGAGAAGAUCCGCACCAUCACGCGCGACAACCGCGAGAAGCAGACGGCGAUGGAGGAGAUCGCCAACGACUGCCGUAGUCUGCACCGGCAGAAGACGGAGAUCACGCAGAAACUAACUGAGCUCGACAAUGUCAAGGGCCGUCGGCUGAAGAUCCUUGAGCAGGCCGACAACCAGGCCUUCCGCGGCGUCAUGUGGCUGCGCGAGAACCAGGGCAUGUUCCAGGAGAAGGUCUACGAGCCCGUCAUGCUCGAGCUGUCCAUCAACGACACGCGCCGCGCCGCCGCGGUGGAGAGUUGCAUCAACUGGCAGUCCAUGCGUACCUUCGUGUGCCAAACACGUGCGGACUACGACCUGUUCACGCGCGAGCUGGUCGACAAGCAGAAGCUGCGUCUCAACGUCGUCGAGCAGGAGGGCGGCAAGACGCUGUCGCAGCACAACCGCCCGUGCUCGCAGGAGAAGCUCGAAGAGCUAGGCUUCCAGGCCUUCGUCAUCGACCUGAUCGACGGGCCGGAGCCUGUGCUCAACUACCUGUGCAGCAGCGCCUACCUGCACACCAUCCCCGUCGCCGCGGAUGAGCGCGGCGUGAACGCGGAGGCGGUCGAAGAGUCGCGCCUGUUCAAGCGCUUCAUCGUCGGCCAGACGAACCACACGAUCUCGUACUCCAACUACGGCAACCGCUCGGCGCAGACGCUGUCGCGCGGCCUGAAGGACGCUCGCACGUUCAAUGUGUCCGUCAACGUGCAGGAGAAGCGGCAGCUUGAUGAGCGCAUGCAGGACUUCGCUGACAAGCUCAAGUCGAACGAGAAGGACCAGGGCAAGCUGCAGAAGGAGCUGCAGGUCAACCAGAAGAAGCUUGACGAGCUGGAAGCACGCAAACUUGAAGAGGAGCGAGUCGAGGUGCAAGGCGCUCGCAACAGAUGGGAGAAGGCCAAGGUGGCGCUUGACACCAAGCGCGUGUCGCUCAAGAGAGAGCAGGAGAAGCCCAGCAGCGCCGUCGAGCGCCAGAAGCUCAAGGAGACCGUUGUCGAGCUCGUCCGGAAGCAUGCUUCGGUGACCCAGGAAGUCAAGGCCUACAUCACGCAGCAGGUCAAGCUUCGUGCUCAGCACGAGUCUUUGAUCCUGCAGGGUUUGCAGCACGACGGCAAAGUGGCUGCUGUGCGUGCGCUGCUCAAGGCGCAGGCUGCCAGCCACAAGGACGCAGAGCGAGCUCUGGAGCACGGCGCAAGCCUAUGCGAUGACCAUGUACGACAACCACGAGCAAGCCUUUGUCACUGGGGCCCUCGAGGCAUCCGUCAGUGUAGCGCAUGCGUCUGCUCUGCCGCCUGCUCACAUCUCGCACAUUGCUUCCAGAUGGACCGGAGCGUGCAGGAGCUCGAGGAUGAGCUCAUUGCAAACAAGGCGCAGCUCAACCUCGUCUCGGGCGUCAGCGCCGGCGUGAUCGAGACUUACAACAAGCGCAAGAAGCUGAUCGACGCUCUAGAGAAGAAGGUCAACGAGAAGGAGACCGAGAAGGCGCGCUCGGAAGCGGCGCUCAAGAAGUACAAGGACCGCUGGCUCUCGGCGCUCACUGAGCUCGUCUCGGCGGUCAGCGAGAAAUUCUCGCAGGCAUUUGAGCGCAUCGGCUGCUCAGGCGAGGUCCGCAUCUCCGAGAACGCAGACUUUGACCUCUGGGGCAUCGACAUCCUCGUCAAGUUCCGCGACACGGAGGCCCUGCAGCUGCUCACCGGCCAGCGACAGUCGGGCGGCGAACGCUCGCUGUCGACGAUCCUGUACCUCAUGAGCCUCACGGAGCUCAGUCGCAGCCCCUUCUCGCUCGUCGACGAGAUCAACCAGGGCAUGGACCAGCGCGCCGAGCGUGCCGUGCACGACCAGAUGGUCGAGGUGACGUGCAAGGACACCGCGAGCCAGUACUUCCUCAUCACGCCCAAGCUGCUGCCCAACCUGCGCUUCCACGAGCGCAUGAAGGUCCUCAUCAUCAACAACGGCGAGUGGCUGCCCGAGACGUUCAACUGUGAGUGUCGCAGAUAG
This is a messenger RNA of Tilletiopsis washingtonensis, 3123 nucleotides long. Its product is annotated as P-loop containing nucleoside triphosphate hydrolase protein. The annotation marks the transcript as partial. Lineage: Eukaryota; Fungi; Basidiomycota; Exobasidiomycetes; Entylomatales. Gene Ontology annotation, molecular function: ATP binding; ATP hydrolysis activity. The record is from RefSeq and is a predicted model, not a curated record. Gene Ontology annotation, cellular component: Smc5-Smc6 complex. Gene Ontology annotation, biological process: double-strand break repair via homologous recombination. The transcript has 20 exons.